AUGGAAUUCUACAGUCCCAACUAUCCUAAUAUGUAUCAUAAUAAUUCAGAUUGUGUUCAAUAUUUAGAAGCACCCCCGGGAUUUAAAAUCCAGUUGGAUUUCAGAGAUCAGUUUGUACUGGAGAAAUCAGACGAUUGUAAAUAUGAUUACCUUGAAGUCCGAGAUGGACCCUUCGCCUAUUCUGAUUUGAUUGGACGGUUCUGUGAUGAUAAGUUCCCGGAGUUGAUCGAGUCUAAAUCGAGGUUUCUAUGGUUAAGAUUUAAAACUGAUGAUUUAUUACACUAUAGUGGUUUUAGAGCAGUUUAUUCCUAUGUUAAAGAUGGCAGUGUAUGUAGAAGUUAUAUAGAAGUAAACUCGGCUAAUCCAGACGGUGUUCUUAACUCUGCUGAUGUUCCUUUCUGGGAUACUGACGAUCCGAAUUACCCGAAACAUAAACCAGUUGACUGUACCUGGGAACUACAUACUGAUAACGGAUACGGGAUCUCAGUGAAUUCACUGAAGAUGGGGAUGUUGAGUCCUGAACGUUGUGAUGAGAAUUUUGUAGCUCUGUAUAAAGGUUCAACCCGACAGAUUGAUCGUUAUGAUAAACAUUGUAACGACGGCAGCCUGGAGAUGAAGAGUAUCACCAAUAGAAUCUUUAUAAGGGUUUAUGGUCGACGAUUGUCUUUAAAACCAAGGAUUAAAAUUGUUUACUCUGUAUUCAGACCUAAGGUAUGUUUGAAGGGAGAGUUUAGCUGUGAUGAUGUUUGUUUAAACAGGAAUCUCAUCUGUAACGGUGUACCUAAUUGUAGAAGUGGAAAAGAUGAACGGGGGUGUCAGAACGCUAAAGGUCUGUAUCCAUUCUUUAAGUUUUAA
This is a messenger RNA of Lottia gigantea (owl limpet), 855 nucleotides long. RefSeq lists its product as hypothetical. The coding region runs from base 1 to 855 and encodes 284 amino acids. The transcript is spliced from 5 exons. Gene Ontology annotation, molecular function: protein binding. The record is from RefSeq and is a predicted model, not a curated record. Lineage: Eukaryota; Metazoa; Mollusca; Gastropoda; Lottiidae.